GAAGUUGUUCGUGUUUUGUGUUCCCUUGCGUGAACACGAAGCAUCAAUCACCAUCUUUACAACCCCACAGAACAUACAAGGUUGCAAGAAAAGAACCCAAAACUCAUCACACCACCAUACUUAUAAUAAGCUCUGUUUGGCGCAGAAACAUUGCAGCAAUCUCAGUCGUCGAGUAAAUGGCGUCGCCGCGGCUGAGAAAAGCAGCACAUGUGCUUCUGUAUCUCAACUUGUGCAUGUACGCAACUGUUUUGGGCAUCGGCGGCUGGGCCAUGAACAGAGCAAUCGACCACGGCUUCCUCAUCGAUAAAGGCUUUGAUCUGCCUGCCCAUUUCUCGCCUAUAUACUUCCCCAUGGGAAACGCCGCCGCCGGAUUCUUCGUCGUCUUCGCUUUGAUCGCCAGCGUCUUCGGAGUUGCUUCGGCUAUCUCUGGACUCAACCAUGUUCGUUACUGGGGCAUAGAUAGCCUGCCGGCUGCCGCCGUCGCCGGCACCAUUGCGUGGGCUCUUACGCUUCUGGCCAUGGGAUUUGCGUGGAAAGAGAUCGAUUUGAGCGGCAGAAAUAGCCGUUUGAUAACAAUGGAAGCUUUCAUCAUAAUCCUGUCAGCUACUCAGCUCUUCUACGUCGGCGCCAUCCACGGCGGUGCCGCCAUGGAGGUCACCGCCGUGAAGUCAGCCACGCCGUCAAAACCAGAAACAACCGUUUGAUGUUUGUUUCUAGGAGUUUUUUUCUAUUCGUUUUGUGUUGUUUUUGCAAAUAGUAGAGAUGGACCUCUCAAAUCAAAUCCAAUAAUAAAUAAAUAAAAGUGACGGUUGUUGCAAAA
This is a messenger RNA of Salvia miltiorrhiza (redroot sage), 820 nucleotides long. RefSeq names its product membrane protein PM19L-like. The record is from RefSeq and is a predicted model, not a curated record. The coding region runs from base 177 to 704 and encodes 175 amino acids. NCBI's taxonomy places the organism in Eukaryota, Viridiplantae, Streptophyta, Magnoliopsida, Lamiales, Lamiaceae. The transcript is spliced from 4 exons.